Messenger RNA from Lecanosticta acicola, 2007 nucleotides. Lineage: Eukaryota; Fungi; Ascomycota; Dothideomycetes; Mycosphaerellales; Mycosphaerellaceae. The record is from the annotation of a GenBank genome assembly.
AUGGCCCUCUCAAGCGAUCAACACGCCGAGCUGCAGGCUCAGCUCCAACAGGCCAUCACAGCCUGCAACGAGAGGUGCCUGUAUUUUGCCGCUAAAUGGUGAGCAUGUGAUCUCAAGCUCAUAUCAGCGGAAGCCUAACGGUACAUGUCCAGGACUGCAGAGCUCUUGAACUCAUUCGCGGAGCCUGAGGAGAAGUUGGACACCUCUGACACUGAAGCCGAUGAAGAUGAAUUUGAAGCGCUGCCACCGCGAAAGAAUGCCGACAAGAAGGAAGCUCGACUGGAGGCCAAAGAGCUGCCUCGAUAUCUCAUGGCCAAAUCGUUUUUCGACUGUCGAGAAUUUGAUCGAUGUGCUGCCGUCUUCUUGCCCACGCAAGUCGCCCAUAGCACUCCAUCAUACCAGGUAUCGUCACCGUCCACCGUCAGCUCCGCGCCAUCCAAACACAAGCGGAAUCUUUCGACACCGUCUACGAAAGCAUCAAGACCAAAGUAUCAGCCGCUACCAAAGAAUAUGAGCCAAAAAUCUCUCUUUCUCGCUCUGUAUGCUCGAUACUUGUCUGGCGAAAAGCGAAGGAACGAAGACUCUGAGACGAUUCUUGGGCCUCAUGAUGGACCGGCUACUGCUAACAAAGAAGUCUCCAGCAUUGCCAAUAUGCUUGAAGAAUAUUUCGACGCUCGUGGUGGCCUGAAAAACAUGAGCAAUUCGCAAGGAUGGCUGGAUUACCUCUAUGGCAUCAUCUUGAUCAAGUCCAAAUCCGAAGCCCUCGCGAAGCAAUGGCUACUUCGCAGCGUCAAUAUCAACCCAUACAACUGGUCAGCAUGGCUUGAGCUAGCGUCUCUUGUAGAGUCCCAAGAUGACCUACAACAGAUAGGUCAACACUUGCCUCGCAGUAUGUUGGCCUUCUUCUUUCACAUCCAUUGCAGCCAAGAGCUCUUUCUGCAGGAACCUCAAGUAUACAGCACGCUCGAGCAGAUGCAGGCUAUUUUCCCAGACUCGGCAUACCUCCAACAGCAGAAGGCGCUCUUACUGUAUCACGCACGAGAUCACGACCAGGCAAUGGAGAUCUUCGAUGGCUUGAUACGGAGUAAUCCAUACCGACUAGAUGGCAUGGAAAUAUACAGCAAUCUUCUGUAUGUUCUUCCGAAUCGACCGAAGCUCGCAACACUCGCUGCCAUGGCGAGUGAGACGGACAAGUUCAGACCAGAGACAAAUUGCAUUCUGGGCAAUUACUACAGCUUGAUAUCCGAGCAUGAGAAGGCAGUCCUCCAUUUCCGACGUGCACUGGCGUUGGACCGCAGCUUUCACGCCGCCUGGACUUUGAUGGGUCACGAGUACAUCGAGCUCAAGAACACCCAAGCCGCAAUUGAGUCAUACCGACGAGCAGUCGAUACUAACCGUAGAGACUACCGCGCUUGGUACGGUCUCGGUCAAGGCUAUGAGAUGCUGGAAUGCUACAGUUACAGCUUAUUCUACUACCAACGAGCAGCCGCACUUUGUGGUGGAGACCCAAAAAUGUGGGCAGCUGUCGCGAACGCUUACAGUAAAUGCGGCAAGAACCAUAACGCUAUUCAGGCUUUUAAGCGCGCUUUGAUCGUCGGCAGCCAAAUCGACCAGAGCUCGAGCUUCAGCACGUCGAACUCCGAUCCCCUCGCUCAGGCCGUUGGUGGGGCUCUGGAUCCGCAGAUUCUGUUUGAGAUUGCGAAUCUGUAUAACUUCGAGGGCAGUGAAGAAGAAGCUGCUGCUUACAUGGAGCUCACGCUUGCUCAAGAGGAGGGGCCUGAUGAAGGUGAUGAGGGUCUUGGCGUUACGCAGAUUACGAGCAAAGCAAGACUGUGGCUAGCGAAGUACUGCUACAGAUGUGGUGACUGGCAACGGACAAUGGAGCUCGCAAAUGAACUUUGUCAGGACGGCGUUGACGUCGAGGAUGCAAAGGCGUUGGUCAAGGAUGUGAGGAGCAGGAUGAACUUGCAGGUUCAGGAGGAGUCGAUGUUGAACGGGGAUCAUUGA